Messenger RNA from Penicillium subrubescens, 1386 nucleotides. RefSeq lists its product as uncharacterized. Lineage: Eukaryota; Fungi; Ascomycota; Eurotiomycetes; Eurotiales; Aspergillaceae. The record is from RefSeq and is a predicted model, not a curated record. Bases 1 to 1386 code for a protein of 461 amino acids. The transcript is spliced from 3 exons.
AUGCCUCUUGAAAUUUAUCAUCCCGCUUCCUAUCGGCCUAUAUUUGAUCCUACAGCUGAGUUCCCAAAGUUCAAUGGGUCAGACUCCUGGUGGGUUGACGAGGGAAUGGUCGUUCUGAGAUCGUUUGACUUCGAGGAAAUCCGUAAGGUGGUCCGUUAUCGACUUUAUCCUCAUGAUAGCGUGCCGCGCACAUUUUUAUUGCAGCGUAGCACCGCUUUUAUUGAUAAUUUCCUUGCGACAUUAUCGGAGUCUGAUGGUCAUCAGCCACCUGAGGACCUUUCUCAUGCACAAAAGGUCGAACAAAUUUUGUUGCGAUCCGGCCUUUCGCCUUCUCCGCGCGAAAUAUGGUCCUGGGAUCCUGCAGCAGGUUGUCGACAAGAUGCACAAGCAAUCGCCGAUUCAAUAGAGACAGAAAGCCACAUCCAGUUUGGAAAAAUACCAUUUGAGGAGAUUGUGCGUGCAUCUCUUGGAUACAAAACCGACGCCGUUGAAUGGUUCCUAAAUCAACAUACGAUACUAUACAUAUCUCUCGUGAGGCACUUUCGGAGACAUCCCGAAGAAGUUCCGAUUUACAAAGAAGUUGAGAAGAUCUUACGAACUAAAAGUCCCCUUGCCCAUCGAUCUUUGGUGCAGAGCCUUUUUGAUGUGAAUCCGGGCCAGGCUCAUGAUGUACCGCUACCUGCGGUCUCCCCUGCGUUUGGAUUCGUUUCAAGGCCUAUUCAAAGCCUAUUCCAUCGUCGAACGAGAUUGGCUCAAGUACUCGAGGCACUCGAGAUUUUGGCCGUGCGCUUCCGCCGCCAGUACAUUUGUACUUACACAAUGGACUGGAAUCUGGAAUUUGACACUAAACUACCAUAUUUGGAGGACUACCACAACUCAAUUUCAGCCAAGGAUUUGGCUAGUAUUUUGACAGACAAAGUACACCAACUCUACCAAGAGGCCACAAUAGAGUUGGUGGAGGUAACGGAAGAUAAGACCGUUAAAAGAAUAUCUCAGGAAAGUAUCGCUAAUGGCGACUGGAGAGGUAUUGUGGCUGAUUGGUAUACGUUAAGCCAAUUUGUAUGGGAAUGUUGCGUUGCGUUGCCAAAUGUUGUUACGGUCUUGGAAAAUUGUGCCAAGGCAAGCCUUCAAAUCCUUUCUAUCCUAUUUGAAACCCGAAACUAUCAUUCUCUCACAGCUAUGAUAGACGGGCUUUACGAAUAUUAUGUCGCAACGGCAAAGUCGAGCUCAGGCACUAUAAAUGUCUUUGAAAUUUCUGUGCCGGAGAUCCUUUCUAACGUGAUUCCUUUGAACGACCCGACCGAGAAUCAUCUCACGUAUCUUCAACACUACAACCUACAUCCUGGAAUCCCAUGGAUUGAGCCUCAUCUUCGCAAUCUUCACUAA